Molecule: messenger RNA, 1698 nt
Organism: Penaeus vannamei (Pacific white shrimp)
Lineage: Eukaryota; Metazoa; Arthropoda; Malacostraca; Decapoda; Penaeidae
Source: RefSeq, a predicted model, not a curated record
AUGGUGGGCGGGGCGCUGGCUGCACCCCGGCGCGCCCACGGCCACCAAGCGCUCGGCCGAGGACAUCCAGUUCGGGAACCAGCAGAACCCUCCCGUCAGUCUGCUGGACGACAACGCCCUCCCGGGGGCCUUCCCCUCCAGCGAGACCAGCGAAGAGACCACCGCCGAAGGAGCCCGGCCGAGGCGCCCGAGGAAGCCGCCCCGAAGGAGCACCCGACGGAGGCCAAGCCGGCGCCCCACCGCGAGCCCAUGGAGCGAGACCUCCCGCCGGUGGCGCUGGCGAGCAGGUGGCCCUUCCAUGGCCCGAGGAGCAUCAGGCUUACCCGCCCGCGACACCAGCAGGUGUCCCCCGCGCGUGCUGGAGUUCGGGGCAACCGCCACAAGCGUGACCUCCGACCCCUGACCCGCCGCCCCCGUGACCUCGCCUCCAACGUGAACCUGGACAACCUUCUGCGAAAUGUUGACGUGGUUGAGCUGCUCGGGCUGCUGUCUCGAGGGGGCGCCCAAGGGGGUCCUGUGGGCGCUGGACCCGUGGGCGCCGGGGCAGUGGGCGCGGGGCCGAGGGCGCGCAACCACCAGCUGGGCUUCGGCACGCUCUCCUACGCGCCCAUGACCCCCGCCGUGCCAAAUACUCGCCGCAACCGCGCGCGUCUCCCCGAGUACGAGGAGGACGAGGACGAGGACGAGGGCGUGGAGGCGAUGGGGCAAGGACCUCGAGGACAGCAGUGGUAUCCUGUAGCGCCAGCCGGAGGACGCGUCUGGCGGAGGUCGGGCGCCCUGGGGCUGUCGGCUGUGCCAGGCUUCAAGAGGUCGGCUUUCCGGGCCAACAACAUGCAGGCUCAGCGCGCCAGGAACCAAGACGAUGACCUGUACUCCCUGGCCGCCAUGCUGGGCGCCGAGCUCGACCCCGUCACUCACCGCAUCCAACGCGCCGCUAUGUAGACCUGAGGACCUACGGGAGGCGCUCUAGGGAUGCGAAACGGCCCACUGGGUGUUGGCUUGGCCCUGGGGGAGGGGGGAGGGGAAGUGUCCCUCAGGGUGACGAGAAUCUCCUGGGGGUUCUGAUAAGAACUAGGAGGUUGACUUGGGUUUCUCGAGGAAGCUGAAGAAAUGGGGAAAUGGGUACAUGGGCAGGGGAUUGGGUGCUGCCGGAUUAUCUUAGCAUUCCUCAUUCAUGGACAGAUGUGAAGAUGGCAGAGAAGUAGAAGAAUGGUGGAUAGAAAUAGAGGGAUAACGAGUGUGAACAUAAAAUCGUCCUCGUGCAUGUGAUGCCCUCACCAACUCAGGGUGUCGCUUGUGCUCAAGAUGAGAGAAUAAGUUACUCUAGGAAAUGUAUUCAUCUUAAUUCAUGGGUCUUUUCUUUUUCGUAGUCUCGACAGUUAAUUCAUAUUUGCGUUGUGAACCUCAUACUAACCCCUCAAUCGUUUUUUUCUCUCUCGCGGAUUCCGCCACGGGGGUACUAACAUCCGGGCAAAAAUGGGCACGAAAAGACUGGCCUGAGAAUCUUGACCCUUCCCCCAGGACGCUCUAGAUGGACCCCUCCUCCAAGGACCACCUCAGCACCCGCGUCAGCAUUUGGGUCUCGUCCGCACGCCUGGUCUGACUUCGGUCCUUUGCUUUCCCAAACAAGAAUUUUGAGAUCCUCGUUCAGUCAGUGUUAGAGAAAAUAAACAAAAAAAGAUAAUAAUGAUAAAACGA